Messenger RNA from Boeremia exigua, 1158 nucleotides. RefSeq lists its product as uncharacterized. Lineage: Eukaryota; Fungi; Ascomycota; Dothideomycetes; Pleosporales; Didymellaceae. The record is from RefSeq and is a predicted model, not a curated record. The transcript has 4 exons. The coding region runs from base 1 to 1158 and encodes 385 amino acids.
AUGGAGAAUCCGAACGUCGAUCCUGAAGCGAGGCUCAUCACCCCGGAUGGGUUUCCACUAACGAUCAUCGUCACAUCGUGCGUCUUCCUCGGUCUUUCCAUUCUUGCAGUGUCUUUAAGGACCUAUGUUCGACUCGCAAAGGGCACGUUCGGUUAUGAUGAUGCCAUUAUUGGUUGCGGAACUGCCGUCUACACUGCAGUCACUGGUCUGUCGAUAUACGGUUGUCUCGUGGGACUGGGAAGACUCGAGAAAGAUCUCAAUGCCUGGCAAUACUCCGAAGCCAUGAAAUACUACAUCAUCUGGAUUCUGAUGUAUGUUGUCGGCCUAGCGAUGGUCAAAUCGUCCAUCUGCAUCACGAUACAACGCAUUGCUUCUACAAAAAAAGCGCUGGUCUACAGCGUUUGGGUUCUGCUCGCCGUGACAUGGAUGUCCUUCCUCAUUACCUUUCUGGGCACCCUGCUCUAUUGUCGACCAGUCCGCGCCAUAUGGACACCCACUUUGAUUCUGAGCGGCGAGGGCUCCUGCGCUCCCGUGGAUACGUUCGUCAUCAUCGGACACGUUGCAACAGUUUCUACAAUUGCCACUGAUUUGGCAUUGGUCGUAGUACCGGCUGUCAUGCUGUGGAACACGCAAAUGAAGCGACAGGCAAAAUUCCAGGCUUUCGGUCUGCUGUCGUUCGCUUCCAUCGCAUCAGUCAUCACGAUGGUCCGGAUACCCUACGUCAACAAGUUUGAGAAAAUGACAGACCUGCAAUUCUGGGUCGCACACACCAUGCUCUGCUCCAACAUUGAAACCGGCAUUGGUUGCAUAGCUUCCUCGGUCCCCUCGUUACGCCAUUUCUUCCGACGCGGCAACGACGGCAGUUCUGGUCCCAGCAAUAAUAAGAGGAGUGGAACAGGCACACAGCUUGUAACAGUGGGAGGGUCGCGCCAACAGAAAAGACUUCGCGACAGUUUUCGCAAUCCUACGGAUAUUGGAUUCAGCCUGUCGACUGUACAUCAUGGAAGAGCGGAUGAUCAGUGGGAGCGUCUCGAUGGAGACUCGGAUAAAAGCGACGCGCCGAUCGAUCCGAAGAGGAUAUACGCUGAACGAAGCUACGCAGUCGAUAUCGAGUCCGAUUCGGAGGCAAGAAAGGGUGGCUACGGGCAUGCUUUGUAG